Molecule: messenger RNA, 1915 nt
Organism: Oncorhynchus mykiss (rainbow trout)
Lineage: Eukaryota; Metazoa; Chordata; Actinopteri; Salmoniformes; Salmonidae
Source: RefSeq, a predicted model, not a curated record
AGUGUUCAGUUUGAUUAAAAAUCAUAAACACGUACCACGCUGCAUCUUGGUCUCAUCCUUCAAACAGCCGUUACACCUAAAAACAGUCGAUGUAGUGUGUCAGACAUAUAAGGGAAACAGGGGAGGAGUAGGAGGAGGAGCAGUGAAACAUUUAUUCAAAAGUGAACUCCUAGCAAGCCCUAGUGAAAGACAGUAACUGAUCAUUGUAGAAGGUCCUGUAGAUAAGUUUACAUUAAGAUAUUGUACGGUGGUAAUCACAGAAUGUCAGACAACGCAGCAUUGCUGAUGGUUCUCUUCUUUUGCCUCUGUGAAAAAGUUGUGACUGACCCAGAUAACCCGUCCUGCUACAGGAUUGAGCCUGGCACCAUGGCUGGCAUCAUCAUUGCAGACGUGAUCCUGACCAUUGCCAUUGUCAUUGUCACGUACCACUGUGCCAGCCGACGCAGACGUCGAAAAGAGAGGGCUCUACCACAGAGUCAUUGGGGACAGAUUACCUUGGACAAAGCACCAGGGACCCGGAGCCUUAGACCUCUCCUCUCCUCUAGUCUCCUUAGUAGGACCAGGCUGAAAAUGGGCAAGGCCCUCUGUAUCGUGGCUCCCCUGAAAGGAUUAUUUGGUCCUGCCGAAGGAGAACAAGACUGUGGCCACUGCUAUCAGAUAGAUAUGGGGGUAGUGGUGGGAAUCAUUGCCUGUGACAUCAUCCUGACCCUCCUCAUCGCUCUCACCGUGUUCUGUUUUGCUACCAUCCGGAAGAAGAGGAGUCAACAGGAAUCCAGACUGGAGGGAAAAGGGAAAACAAUCACAGCAUCAAAAAGGAAGACAGUAGAAAUCACAGAGUCUCCCUACCAGGAGCUGCAUGGAUUUCAGUCAGACGUGUACAGUGAUCUCCAACAGUUUCAGAAAUGAGACUACUUUUUUGGACAGACUGCAUGUAUCUUGCUGCCUGGUGCUUAAAUCUGACAAGGACUGAACUUCGCACAUCUAGGAUUUAUAUUUAUACUCAUCUCCUUACUGUUAUCUUUCAACUUUUGUGUGUCUGUCUAAUUGUAAAAUUAAUAGAAUAGCAUUUGACACAUUCAAGAGAUAUUGUAUAUAUUUGACAUAAAUAGACAUAUUAAUGUUUGUUUAAUAGGCUACCUUUUAUAGUGUUGUUUUCUAUGAUUUACAUGCAAUUUUAUUUCAUUAUAUAUCUGUUUUAUUUGACUUAAUUAAGUCAUUUCUGUAUAUUAAUGGGGUUAUUUUAUUCUGUGUUUCAUAAGUACAUCAUUUGUAUAUUGCCAGAAAUAGUUCAUGGAAGCCCCAUUAAUAUUGCCCUCAGGAUGUUGGUGGCACUUUAAUUGGGGAGGACUGGCUCAUGGUAAAGGCUGAAGCCAGGUAGGUGGAAUGGUAUCAAACACAUGGUUUCUAUGAGUUUUAUGACAUUCCAUUCGUUCCUUUCCAGCCAUCAUUAUGAGCUGUCCUCCACUCAGCAGCCUCCACUGAUAUUGCCUAUUAUUAAUAUUAGUCAUAUGAUCUGAAAAACUAUUAGUCAACUGGGAUGAAAAACUUCCCAGAGAUAUUUUAAAUUGAGUUUCUGUCUGCUCCCUGUUAGUCAUAAGCUGGAGUCCCUUACUCACUAUCAACACCAGGGUUGUGGUUAAUUCAUAAUAAUGUGGGGGGGAAAGUCUCUACAUCCUCUUUGAAAAUCAUAAGAAAUUAAUAUGAAUAUUAAUAAUUGCAUAUGCUUGGAAUGUGUUAGCCUGGCUGAUGUGUGGACUUAGGAUGCGUUUCUCAAAAAAUGUCAAAUAUUUGUUUUUUUAAGAUUUAGGAGCUCAGUGCUGUUUAUUGUAUUGGUUAGGUGGUUACAUAUCAAAUACAUUGUUCAAUGUUUUUAUUCACAACUAAAUUAUGUCUCCAUACCUAAAAUAAACAUUAA